AUGUCAACCAACUUAAAGAACUCGCGCUCCUUGCGCUUAACCGUUGCUCUUAUAAUUCCAUUUGCGCUCAUUUGUUAUCUUUACUCGUGGAGACAAACACCCACCUUGGUUUCUAGCCCCACUAUACCGCAGAAUUCGGAGACGACCACGACAGGCACAGGGGACACAGCCUCAAUAUCAGUGCCUCCAAAGGGACCUUCGACUAGCGACAAUCAUCCUACUACUACCACUGCACCCAUUUAUACGCUUCCAGACAAGGUCUGGCAUUCCGCCAAGUUUGAUAAUAUAUCAGAAAAUCAACGCGAAUGGACCGGCAGCUGGACAAGAAAGAAUCCUUCUCUCCGCCAAGAAUUGUUGACCGAUCGAUCGGCUGAAGCAUUCGUUCGCGCUCAUUAUUUCAAAACCCGACCCGAUAUCGUCGAAGUCUAUGAAGCCCUUCCAAUCCCGAUCCUACGUGCGGAUCUGUUCCGGUACUUGGUUGUACUCGCAGAAGGUGGAAUUUGGGGCGAUUUAGACACCUCGUGCGAGAAAAAAGUCACCGAGUGGGUACCGUUGGAAUACAGAAAUGAGAACAUCGAUAUGAUUGUCGGGUUGGAGUUCGACUUUGAAUGGCGGGGACCGGGGACAGAAGUUGCUUCCCAGUUCUGCAACUGGAUAUUUGUUGCACGGAAGUCUUCACGCAAUCUUCAGGUUAUUGUUGACACUGUCCUUAAUAAAUUGAAGGGCAUUGCGCAAGCAAACGCCGUGAGCAUUGAAGGGAUUACCUUAGAAAUGCUUUCGGACGUGGUCAACGUGACGGGGCCUAAGAUUAUGACGAUCGCGAUCAUGGAGAGUCUCGAACAAUUGCUCGGCAGGACCGUUGAUGAUCGUGAUUAUGCACAGACUAAACAACCCAAGCUGGUUGGAGAUGUUUUGAUCAUGCCCGGAGUCUCUUUCGCUGCUCUUCAAAACGGAAACCCGACGGAUCAAGGCGACCCUCUGGUGACACAUCAUUACGAGGGCUCGUGGAAGAAGGAAGAUGCAGAAGCAAAGGAGCGGAAAAAGCAGAAGCAAGAACAGGAACAGCAGCAACAGCAGCAAGAUCAGCAAGAAGGAUCAUCACCACAACCACCACCACCACCACCUGCUGCGGCCUGA
Molecule: messenger RNA, 1137 nt
Organism: Penicillium samsonianum
Lineage: Eukaryota; Fungi; Ascomycota; Eurotiomycetes; Eurotiales; Aspergillaceae
Exons: 1
Coding region: 1-1137 (378 amino acids)
Biological process (GO): protein N-linked glycosylation
Cellular component (GO): mannan polymerase complex
Molecular function (GO): alpha-1,6-mannosyltransferase activity
Source: RefSeq, a predicted model, not a curated record